Messenger RNA from Sugiyamaella lignohabitans, 828 nucleotides. It is a transcript of the gene ECI1, whose product is annotated as dodecenoyl-CoA isomerase. Bases 1 to 828 code for a protein of 275 amino acids. The record is from RefSeq and is a predicted model, not a curated record. Gene Ontology annotation, biological process: fatty acid beta-oxidation. Lineage: Eukaryota; Fungi; Ascomycota; Dipodascomycetes; Dipodascales; Trichomonascaceae. The transcript has a single exon. Gene Ontology annotation, cellular component: peroxisomal matrix.
AUGUCCGUAUCAGUUGAAGACUCUAUUCUCUACGAGGUCAAGGGAAAGACCGCUAUUAUUACUUUGAACCUACCCAAGGUGUUCAAUGCGUUAGCUUUCGAGCACUACCAAAGACUCGAUGAGUUGGUCCAAAAAGCAGCUAAAGACCCCAACACGGUUGUUACUCUGAUCCAGAGUACUGGAAAGUUUUUCUCAGCUGGUGCUAAUGUUAGCGGUGCUGGUCAAAGACCAACUGGAGACUAUGUUGAAAUGAGACGAAAUUAUAUUGCAGGAUUUGGUGCGCGUAACCUUUCCAUCACCGAGACUUUUUACAACCACCCCAAGGUUUUGGUUGUCGCACUCAAUGGACCAGUUAUCGGACUCAGUGCUGCUUUAGUGGCUUUGGCUGACUUUAUUUAUGCAGUUGAUUCCACUUUCCUACUGACACCAUUUGCCAAUAUUGGUUUGGUGGCCGAAGGUGCUAGUUCUUACACUCUUCUUCAACGUCUUGGCUGGUCCAAGGCUAGUGAAGCUCUUUUAGCAUCAAGACCCAUUGAUGCUAAGACGCUAGCUGAUAGAGGUUUCAUCAAUGAAUUGUUCAAGAAGUCUGAUUUCAAGUCUGUUGAAGAGUUCAAUGCCAAGGUUCUGUCUAUCAUUGAGAACAGUUUCAGCCACUUGGACCACGAUUCUGUCAAGGAUAUUAAGCAACUUCUUCUUUUGUCUAUGAGAUCCAACCUCCAAGUUGCUAAUAGUACUGAAGUCAUUGGCGGUAUUGAGAAGUUCUCACUUGGAAUUCCUCAAAAGCGAUUUGCUGCCUUGGCUGCUAAGAAACUCAAGCAUAAGCUUUAA